This is a messenger RNA of Vitis riparia (riverbank grape), 2268 nucleotides long. RefSeq lists its product as uncharacterized. Lineage: Eukaryota; Viridiplantae; Streptophyta; Magnoliopsida; Vitales; Vitaceae. Gene Ontology annotation, biological process: rRNA processing. Gene Ontology annotation, cellular component: nucleus. The transcript has 17 exons. Gene Ontology annotation, molecular function: protein binding. Bases 519 to 1997 code for a protein of 492 amino acids. The record is from RefSeq and is a predicted model, not a curated record.
UGAGAAUGUUAACAAAUUCUAAGCCCACAGUGAACUUUUGGCACCUCUUCGGCCCAUGAAUGGCAGUCACGCGAUGGCCACGCGCUAUACCCAUCUUCAUCUAAAAACCCAACUCUCCAAAACCCUAUGCUCUGUUCGCGCUGCCUCUGUCUCACUCUCCGGUUUCUCCUCUCCCACUCUCCUCUCUUGCUAUCGGAUUGAUCAGAGAUUUCCAAAAUAUCUCGGAUAAAUUCCGAAAGUAUUUCCGAAAUUUAUUUUAGGUGGAGAUUCAUUAAGAUUUUGUUCCAUUUUGUAAAUCAUAUAAGUAAUACAUGGUGGCUCUAUUGAAUUUGUAGAUACGGUAUAGGUCGUAGUAGGAGUUUUUUUUAUCCUGGUCGGUUCAAAGAGCUAGGGUUUGUUUCACCUUUUUCUCAGAGGGAGAGGGGACGGAGAUACAAGAAACAAUCACCCCCCAUUCACAUCCCAGAGAGCUGUGGUUUUGAAUUGGUUUCAGAUAGAACACUGUGGUGUGAAUAAGAAUGAUAGCGGCUAUUUCAUGGAUCCCAAAAGGGGUGUCAAAGUCUGUUCCUUCGGUGGUUGAGCCACCUUCAAAGGAGGAAAUUGAAGAGAUGCUCAAGAACGGUGCUUUGGAGAGAUGUGGAGAUAGUGAAAGCGAGGAAGAUGAUGAAAUUAUGGAUGCUGAUGCUGCCAAGCAGGAUGAUACAGUUGCCCAUGCAUUAGCUGCUGCAGAUGCCCUGGGCAAGACUCCAAAGAACUCAGGAACAAGUUUCCUGGACAUAACUGAUGGUCUGAAGGAACUUGACAUGGAUCAUUAUGAUGAUGAGGAUGAUGGCAUUGAGGUAUUUAGCAAGGGGCUUGGGGACACCUACUACCCAAGUAAUGACAUGGAUCCAUACCUGAAGGAUAACAAUGAUGAUGACUCUGAAGAGGUUGAGGAUAUGACUAUAAAAGCAGAGGAUUCAGUCAUUGUUUGUGCACGUAAUGCGGAUGAUCUCAGUCAUCUUGAGGUUUGGAUAUUUGAGGAAUCAGAGGAUGGUGAUUCAAACAUGUAUGUACAUCAUGAUGUCAUAAUCCCAGCAUUUCCCCUUUGCACAGCAUGGCUUGAUUGCCCACUUAAAGGUGGAGAAAAAGGGAACUUUAUAGCUGUAGGCUCAAUGGAAACUUCCAUUGAGAUAUGGGACCUUGACAUUAUUGAUGAAGUCCAACCAUUUUUGGUAUUAGGUGGUGUUGCUGAGAAGAAGAAGAAAGCAAAGAAGACAUCGGUCAAAUACAGAAAAGGCAGUCACACCGAUUCAGUGCUUGGUCUUGCUUGGAACAAGGAAUACAGGAAUAUACUUGCUAGUGCAAGUGCUGAUAAACUAGUCAAGAUUUGGGAUGUCACUUCAGGAGAAUGCAAUAUCACCAUGGAUCACCAUACGGACAAGGUUCAAGCAGUUGCCUGGAAUCACCAUGAGCCCCAAGUUCUUCUAAGUGGAUCAUUUGAUCGUUCAGUAGUUAUGAAGGAUGGGAGGAUACCAACGCAUGCUGGUUUUAAGUGGUCAGUCACAGCUGAUGUUGAAAGCUUGGCAUGGGAUCCACACACUAAUCACUCUUUUGUGGUCAGUUUGGAGGAUGGUACAGUUCAAGGUUUUGAUGUUCGUACUGCUAAGUCAGAUUCGGCUUCUGAGUCAAAGCCAGCUUUCACUCUCCAUGCACAUGACCAAGCUGUUUGCACAAUCUCCUACAAUCCCUUGGCACCUAAUCUUCUUGCAACCGGAUCCACAGAUAAAAUGGUAAAACUUUGGGAUUUGUCAAAUAACCAACCUUCCUGUGUUGCAACCAGGAAUCCUAAAGCUGGAGCUGUCUUUUCCAUUUCCUUCUCAGAGGACAGACCCUUUUUGCUGGCUAUAGGGGGUUCUACGGGAAAAUUGGAGGUAUGGGAUACACUAUCUGAAGCUGCAGUCUCAAGAAAAUUUGGCAACUACAGUAGUCAGAGCAUAUCUAAACCCGAGGCUUGACUGAAUUAGAAAAUUAAGGAUGCAGUUUUGGUUUUCAGCCUAAGAGCUUACAUGAUAAUGUGAUAGGAAAGCGUAUUUGCUCAUGCAUCAGCCAAUUUUGUGUGUGUGAUUUGGAAAAUGAAAUAGUACAUGAUUAUAAUGGUCCUGUGCACCACUUGAAAAUAAAUUAAUCUUUCUAGUGACGUUUAGAAGCUUUUGAAAAUUUCAGAUGGAUCUUAUAAUGAAAGUUCUAAAUGGAAUUCAGUAUGUGAAGAGAAAUGUUUUAUUUGUA